UUAGUAGUUCCGACGAAUCACGAAUGCCUCCGUGCUUGGUUGGAUUCCAUUCUGAGUUCCUGAGAGAUCGCUACUUUCCGCUUUCUCUUUCUCCUCCGACUCUACUUUCAUCGCUAUACAUGCCCUAAUCCUGAAGGAUAAAUUUAAGAUGUUCUGGUCGCAUUAACGGAGAUCGGACAAACUCGGCCAGUUUUUCCAUCAGGACUUUGUGUUUGAGCAUCAGGAAUAUGAUUUUGUCGUAUAUGCAUUGGGAAACUGCUGAGUACGGAUCAUCAAAUUCUGACCAGUCUUAGCCGAGUUUCUCGACAAUAAGAAGUAAAGAUGCCGGGGGGGGAAAUGCAAAAGGUGUCUUGUCAAGACAUACAACUUGUUAAAGAUCUUAUUGAGCAUCAUCUUCAGCUAUACAUGAAUCAAAAAGAAGUAGUUGAUACACUCUCUCUCCAGGCAAAAAUAGAGCCUAGUUUUACAGAACUUGUUUGGCAAAGACUAGAAAAAGAGAAUCAAGAAUUUUUCAAGGCGUAUCAUGUUAGACUGAUGCUUAAGAACCAAAUAUUGGUAUUCAACAAGCUUCUAGAGAAACAGGUUGAGCUUAUGCACAAAGUAUGUCCAUCUGGUGUUGCUUCUAUGCCUCUUUCUAAUGGCUCUAAUUCUUCCACAUUGCGGCAAACACCAUCAUGCUAUUUGCCAGAACAUGCAUCUAUGUCUUCAAGGUUAGAUAGCAUGCUUUGCAAUGGAGCCACUGCCAGUGCUAUCAUAAAUGAUAGGCCAGCAGGAGAAGGCGUUCAGCUUGGUGGUGAUGCUUCCAUUCUUACUGGGAGCUUGGAAACUUCAACAAGCAUGUUGUCGACGCAGAGCUCGACCAUGGGAAGACUUAUAGGAAUUAAUGGCACAGCUAUAAAGUCAGAACCUACCUAUGCAAGCAAUUCUGAGUUUCCAUUCUGUACUGAUAGUGGUUUCUUAGAAACACACCGACUAAUAGGGGAUGCACCUGCUGGAUCCUUCGGCAACUCAGAGUUGACUGGACAACCAUUAAAUUCUCUACUACUGGAUGAGCCAUUUGGAUUCUUAAGUCAGAUUCCUCAGGAUUUAAGUUUUUCAGAUUUAGCAGAUCAUUUUGCUCAGAGUGCUGGUAUAAUAGAGAAUUAUGGUAGAUCUCUUUUUCUUCCACCUGAAGCAAAUAACUUCUCAGAUUCUCCUGGAGAAUGUAAAGAGGGAGAAAAUAGGAGACUAGAUUCUAUAUCUGAAGGUGUCAAUUACAAGGAUUUUGUGACUGACUGGUGAUCUAAUUGUAUCUGCUUUUAAGGUUGACUGGGCAAUCGAGUUGCAUCUGUACAUAACUUGUGGGUAGACGAGUUCUUGACAUUCUGGCUAUGCCUGUUCGACUGCUGAUGCUUGCAUUCAUUUGAUGAACGCGUAACAAUCCUUGUCUGUUGGUCAGAAGUCAAUAUUUUAUCUUUCAGACGUCUUAUCACAGUGUCGAGAUAUGGAUAUAGGACUUUCAUGUUAUAUGUUUUUAGGUAAAAUACUUUGUGUGUAUCUGUGUUUGUGUCUUCCAUAUGAUAAAAUUCCGUUUAUUUUUUGGGUUUUAUGGGCAGUCCCAUGCAUCCCUUGUUCCUCAUUUUUACAUUGCUAUAUGAAAUGUAUGGACAAGUGGGCAUCUAUCUUCUAAUGGCAUUGCAUCAUCCGUCA
Phoenix dactylifera (date palm) is the source of this 1689-nucleotide messenger RNA. RefSeq lists its product as uncharacterized. The record is from RefSeq and is a predicted model, not a curated record. Lineage: Eukaryota; Viridiplantae; Streptophyta; Magnoliopsida; Arecales; Arecaceae.